GAGUUCACGUAGGGAGGGGAGAUGGCGAGAAUGGAAGAUGCUGGAUGCUGUCAGUUCCUCUCUGAACUCGCGGACUAAAAUGUUCGAGGCGACGUUCCUGGAAGCUGGACAGCAGCAGCCGAGUAGCGGCAGGGGAGCUUCGUCUCAGCUCUACUGAUAUUCUGGCAUGGCUACAGCUGCGAGCGCGAACGCGCUCCAAUAAAAGGCCUCACUAUUGCAAACAUAAUUCCUAUUAUGAUGUUGGGGCGGAAGCAGAGUCUCAAGGGAGAGCCCGUCCUGGCCGAUUACGGUCCAGAGGAGUCUCUCAACGAGAAUGCUGACAUCGAGUGGGUCAACAAGCUAUGGGUCCGAAGGUUGAUGAGGUUCUGCGCCCUCGUCUCCCUGGCUUCCGUCUGUCUCAACACCCCCAAGACCUUCGAAAAGGUUCCACCACUUCAGUACGUCACAUUCAUUUGCGACCUGGUCGUCACCUUUUUGUUCACCGCCGAGAUGAUUGCCAAGAUGCACAUUCGCGGGAUACUGAAGAGGGAAAAGUCAUACCUGAAAGACCACUGGUGUCAAUUCGACGCGAGCAUGGUCUUAUUCCUCUGGCUUUCGGUGAUCCUGCAGAUGUUCGAAAUGCUGGGCUUUGUUUUGAAAUUCAGUUACACCUCUAUUUUUCGAGCACCUCGACCGCUCAUCAUGAUUCGCUUCCUGCGCGUCUUUCUCAAGUUCUCCAUGCCGAAGGCGCGAAUAAAUCAGAUUUUCAAACGCUCGAGCCAGCAAAUAUACAACGUGACGCUGUUCUUCUUGUUCUUCAUGUCACUUUACGGUCUACUAGGUGUCCAAUUCUUCGGUGAACUCACGAACCACUGCGUUCUCAACACGACAGAUCCACGUCACAUAACGAUCAACAGCCUAGCGAUACCCGAUACCUUCUGCUCGAGGGAUCCUGAGUCUGGCUACCAGUGUCCCGAGGGGAUGAAGUGUUUAAAACUCGAGUUGUCCAAGUACAUCAUGGGCUUCAACGGCUUCGACGAGUUCGCGACGAGUAUCUUCACGGUGUACCAGGCAGCCUCGCAGGAAGGCUGGGUUUUCAUAAUGUACCGCGCGAUCGACAGUUUGCCAGCUUGGCGUGCCAUCCUCUACUUCAGCACGAUGAUCUUCUUCCUGGCCUGGUUGGUGAAGAACGUCUUCAUCGCCGUCAUCACCGAGACCUUCAACGAGAUCCGCGUACAGUUCCAGCAGAUGUGGGGCGUUCGUGGUACCAUCCAGAACAGUUCGGCUUCUCAAAUGCUGACCGGCGAGGGUGAGACCGGCUGGAGACUGGUUACCCUCGACGAAAAUAAACACGGCGGCCUUGGUGGUUCGCCCAUGUGUCAGGCUAUUCUGAGAUCACCCCAGUUUCGUAUGGUCGUCAUGUGUGCCAUUCUCGCCAACGGCAUGACUACUGCCACCAUGAAUUUCAAGCACGACGAACGGCCAAGGCACACUUUCUACGACAAGUACUACUAUGCCGAGAUCGCCUUCACCAUCUUGCUGGAUUUAGAGGCUCUUUUCAAGAUCUGCUGUCUGGGCUUUCCAUCGUAUUACAAGCACUCGAUACACAAAUUUGAACUGCUUCUGGCGAUCGGCACCACGAUUCACAUAAUUCCAUUUUUCUAUCUGUCUGGAUUCACGUAUUUCCAGGUGUUACGCACUGUGAGGUUAAUCAAAGCCUCGCCAAUGCUGGAGGAUUUCGUCUACAAGAUCUUCGGACCUGGAAAAAAGCUCGGCAGCCUUAUUAUCUUCACCAUGUGCCUCCUGGUUAUAUCCUCCAGCAUCUCCAUGCAGCUCUUUUGUUUUCUCUGCGACUUUACCAAGUUCGAGACCUUUCCCGAGGCUUUCAUGUCUAUGUUUCAAAUCUUAACGCAAGAAGCCUGGGUCGAAGUAAUGGACGAGACCAUGGUCAGAACCCACGAGUCCAUUGCUCCGCUUGUCGCUGUUUACUUCAUACUUUACCAUCUCUUCGUCACACUGAUUGUGUUGAGUCUUUUCGUCGCCGUCAUUCUCGACAAUCUUGAGCUGGACGAGGACAUCAAGAAGCUGAAGCAGCUGAAAUUCCGCGAACAAAGCGCCGAGAUCAAGGAAACUUUGCCUUUUAGGCUCCGGAUUUUCGAAAAAUUUCCCGAUAGUCCUCAGAUGACCUGUCUACACAAAGUACCGUCGGACUUUAAUCUUCCUAAGGUUCGGGAGAGCUUCAUGAGACAAUUCGUUUACGAAGUGGAGGAUGACGAGAACGAGGGAAUUAAGAGAUUACACGAGACUUUCGAUUCGAAAAUGGUUUACCGAAAGCAACGACCUGUCCAAAUUCUAAAUAAGCCUCCGAAAGUCAGAACGGUUGAAACAAAUUUAAAAAAAGCUGCAGUCAGCUAUAUCAUCAACGACUCAAAUAAUCAAAGGUUGCUGCUAGGCGAUUCCGCAAUGAUACCAGUACCGGGCAAGGGAUUACUGAAACCGCAGGGAACAGUGGGCAGUACAAAACAACUGCGAAUAGAUCAGAAAAAGUCAAUUCGUAGAAGCGUACGAAGCGGCUCGAUCAAACUAAAGCAGACAUACGAACAUCUUAUGGAAAACGGGGACAUCGGAGCGAUGAACCGCGUAAGUUCGUCACGAAGUAGACCUCACGAUUUGGAUAUCAAGCUUCUUCAAGCCAAGAGACAACAGGCUGAAAUGCGAAGGAACCAACGAGAGGAGGAUUUACGGGAAAAUCAUCCGUUCUUCGACACUCCGCUGUUUGUAGUACCGCGAGAAAGCAAGUUUCGAAAAAUUUGUCAGCUGUUGGUUUAUGCUCGGUACGACGCCAGAUUGAAAGAUCCGUUGACUGGCAAGGAGAGGAAGGUUCAGUACAAGAGUUUGCACAAUUUCCUUGGACUAGUCACUUACUUAGACUGGGUGAUGAUACUGGCGACAACAUUCUCUUGCAUAUCCAUGAUGUUCGAGACUCCCAAGUAUAGGGUAAUGGAGGUACCGGCUCUCCAAAUAGCCGAGUAUGGUUUCGUUAUCUUCAUGAGCAUCGAGUUGGCCUUAAAGAUUCUGGCCGACGGUCUCUUCUUUACUCCAAAAGCGUAUAUUAAAGACGUUGCUUCGAUUCUCGAUGUCUUCAUCUACGUGGUGAGCCUGGUAUUCCUCUGCUGGAUGCCGCGAAGCGUUCCUCCGAACUCUGGAGCUCAACUGCUGAUGAUUCUGCGGUGCGUCCGCCCCUUGCGUAUCUUUACUCUGGUCCCUCACAUGCGUAAGGUCGUCUAUGAGCUGUGCAGAGGUUUCAAAGAGAUUCUUCUCGUAUCCAUCCUCUUGAUUCUUCUGAUGUUUGUGUUUGCACUUUACGGAGUCCAGCUGUACGGGGGUAGACUGGCCCGUUGCAACGAUCCGACAAUUCUCAAACGCGAGGAAUGUGUUGGUGUUUUCAUGCGUAGGGUCUUCGUCACCAAGAUGAAGCUUCAGCCAGGACAGAACGAGAGCUAUCCCUCUAUUCUUGUGCCUCGCGUAUGGGCAAAUCCCAGACGCUUCAAUUUUGAUAAUAUAGGUGACGCAAUAUUGGCGCUGUUUGAAGUUCUAUCUUUUAAGGGUUGGCUCGAUGUUAGAGAUGUGCUGAUUAAAGCUCUGGGACCUGUCCACGCGAUUUACAUCCACAUCUACAUUUUCCUUGGCUGCAUGAUUGGCUUGACACUGUUCGUCGGUGUGGUAAUUGCCAACUAUUCAGAGAACAAAGGCACGGCACUACUUACAGUCGACCAAAGAAGAUGGUGCGAUUUGAAAAAGAGAUUGAAAAUCGCUCAACCGUUGCAUCUACCGCCGAGACCCGAUGGAAAGAAAUUUCGCGCUUUCAUCUACGAUAUCACACAGAACAUUUAUUUCAAGCGUUUUAUUGCAGUGAUGGUUUUGAUUAACAGUUCUUUGCUGUGUGUUUCGUGGAGGAUCGAAGAGGAACAUACUCAGCCUCUCGCAACGGUAUCCACGAUUCUCACUUUGAUAUUUCUCGUUGAAGUCGUGAUGAAAAACAUCGCGUUCACUCCACGCGGUUACUGGCAGUCCAGGAGAAAUCGUUACGAUCUUCUAGUCACAGUCGUUGGAGUCGUAUGGAUCGUUAUUCAUGGAACUAUGAAGUUUUUGCAGAACGACCUUUCCUACGUUAUUGGUUUCAUGGUUGUUAUUCUGAGAUUCUUCACCAUCACGGGCAAGCACACCACCUUGAAAAUGUUAAUGUUGACGGUCGGCGUCUCCGUAUGCAAGAGUUUCUUCAUCAUAUUCGGAAUGUUCCUCCUUGUAUUCUUCUAUGCACUCGCCGGUACCAUAAUAUUCGGUACAGUAAAAUACGGCGAGGGAAUCGGAAGACGAGCUAACUUCGAAUCACCAGUGACCGGUGUGGCCAUGCUCUUUCGAAUUGUCACCGGCGAAGAUUGGAACAAAAUCAUGCACGAUUGCAUGGUUCAACCCCCUUAUUGUACCCCAGCUGCCAACUACUGGGAAACGGAUUGUGGAAAUUUUCAUGCAUCUUUGAUUUACUUUUGCACAUUCUACGUUAUAAUUACUUAUAUAGUUCUGAACCUUCUAGUGGCUAUUAUCAUGGAGAACUUUUCCCUCUUCUACUCCAACGAAGAGGACGCCUUAUUGUCUUACGCUGACAUUCGAAAUUUCCAAAAUACCUGGAAUGUGGUAGACAUUCAUCAGAGAGGAGUGAUUCCGGUACGGCGUGUUAAAUUCAUUUUGCGUUUACUGAAAGGGCGAUUGGAAACCGACCCCCAGAAGGAUAGGCUACUGUUCAAAUACAUGUGUUACGAACUGGAAAGGUUGCAUAACGGAGAAGAUGUUACUUUCCACGAUGUGAUUAACAUGCUAUCAUAUCGAUCAGUGGAUAUAAGAAAAGCUUUACAACUGGAAGAACUGCUAGCCCGAGAAGAAUUCGAAUACAUCAUCGAAGAGGAAGUUGCUAAACAGACUAUAAGAACGUGGCUGGAAGGUUGCUUGAAAAAAAUACGAGCCGUUGGCAAGCAUCAAAACAGCCUAAUAGCCGGAUUGAGAGCAACGAAUGACCUGACAGCGACAGCUGCCCAAGAGCAUGCGGAGGAGAAAAAAGAAAGCGCGGCAGCUGAACGCGAAGAGGAAGCAGAAUCAAAGGAUGCAGAAGGACUCCGGUACAGAGGCAAAAAAGCGGUGGGACUGCCUAGGUCCGACAGCAUCGGCAGUGGUUCUGGAAGAAAGUACUUGGCUCCGACUUUAUCCGACCCGGCAUCUGUGAAAUCCGAGAAAGAGAGAAUAGCGGCCUCGAAAAAGAGAAAUAGCAGGCCAACUCCUUCUGUUGCAAAAAAUAAUCUGCCACAUGUGACCGAAGGAAGUGAGCAGCCUCGACCCCCCAGAGAGUGCCUUAGCGCAAAAAUGUCACCUCCGAAGGUGAGCAGCGUCAUGGUCGAGGUACGCGACUGGUGGCGAGAGCAACUAGCCUACAGCAGUGACUCAAGUGAUGAUAAUUGUUAAAAAAAAAUGAAAACUCCAAAAGUCAUAUGUCAAACGAAUGCACACGCACACAGACUCUGACAGGUAUCUAAUAACUCUUGCCCGUCAAACGCACGCAAGUAUUUUAGAAAUUAUCGUGCAUCAUCGUACAUGCUCAUAUUGCUUAGAGAAAAUUCCAACCUACUGUGGAUAUGCCUACAAAAACCCUUAGAUUUAAAUUUCAUAUAUUUUUAUAAAUAAAUCAUUUAUAGCAUAUGAUAGUGUAUGAUGAUGCACACGAGGCAAUAUUUACCAAACGGAGCCCAAAUGACUGACCAAAUAAUCAUUGAAAAAUUCGAUUUCGCGAAUAGAGAGAUUCACGUUAUAAUUUGAUAUUAUUCCUUCAUUUCUGAGUAAUAUUUGCACGAGUUUAGCCGUCCUGUACACGUAUAUUAUAAUGAUAGCUAAACUUUAUUUUUAAAUUUGUCUUUUUCGUUAGCUGGCUAUAUGUAUACUAUGAUUGUUAUUAUUUUUUGAUAAAUUAUAAAGCCUUAUUGAGAUGAAGAUUUAAAAAAGAAAGUUGAAUAAAGCGUGAUCGGUGCGCUUCUUUGACGGUCUAAGUAUGAGCCAAAAAAUAUAAUAUAUCUUAUAAGGUAUAAUAUUUGGACUCUCGUAUGUUAAUUUUAUAUGGAAAUUCUAAACUUAGAAAGUGCAGAAUCAUAAGCUUGUUUAAUGCAUAGUUAAAGUUUAACUGUGACUUGAAAGCAUGUAACAGUGAAUCGUAGUUGAUAUUAAGCUACAAUUAUAAUACAUGUGUAUACAGGUAUACAUGAAGACUAUUGAAAAUUGAUCAUGUAGAAAUUUUAUCGUAAGGAUAUUUGUUAUUGCGACGUAUGUUGAUCAUCGUUAAAUAAAUACUGAAGUAAUGUAUAAAAAUAAUUAUGUUAGAGCUAAUAAACAUAGCUAUACCAUUAGAA
Nasonia vitripennis (jewel wasp) is the source of this 6428-nucleotide messenger RNA. It is a transcript of the gene na, whose product is annotated as sodium leak channel non-selective protein. Gene Ontology annotation, cellular component: membrane. The transcript has 24 exons. Lineage: Eukaryota; Metazoa; Arthropoda; Insecta; Hymenoptera; Pteromalidae. Gene Ontology annotation, molecular function: monoatomic cation channel activity. The record is from RefSeq and is a predicted model, not a curated record. The coding region runs from base 235 to 5493 and encodes 1752 amino acids. Gene Ontology annotation, biological process: transmembrane transport; monoatomic ion transport.